Molecule: messenger RNA, 9334 nt
Organism: Amborella trichopoda
Lineage: Eukaryota; Viridiplantae; Streptophyta; Magnoliopsida; Amborellales; Amborellaceae
Gene: NOV
Product: Histidine kinase-, DNA gyrase B-, and HSP90-like ATPase family protein
Biological process (GO): leaf vascular tissue pattern formation; embryo development ending in seed dormancy; root development
Cellular component (GO): nucleus
Source: RefSeq, a predicted model, not a curated record
GUUGUCCUUCUCCACAUCGUACACGGCGUAUGUAUGGUCUAGGUUUUGUCUAGGGUUUUUGGUUUUCGCUCCCUCUUUUGAAACUCGAAAGCCUCGCAAACAGGCGGGCUUCUUCUUCAACGAUCACAUCCAUGGGGAAGAACAAAAAGCAUGGCGCCGACAACCAGGAAGUUCGUCCUCGUCGAAACUCAAACCCUAAUUUAUUUUCAGUUUCUAACGCGACCGCCAAUUUCUUCUUCUCAAACCCUAACCCUAAUUUAUUGGCACCUGCAACUCUGAACAAUCCACAUUUUCUCCCCAACUUCGUACCUCCGACUAGUCCUGACUUUUUAAGACCAGGAAUUUUUUACAAUCCAUCUGUGAUUCCCUCCAAUCAUGGAGCUCCAAACCCUAACCCCAACUCUAGCUUCUUCCAGCCUGCAAACAUUGUACCUGCUCUUUCUCAAAUUUCACCUCAUUCUCGGAUUGGAAGCCAUGGUCUCAGCGAAGGAGUUGUUCAAGGGUUGGAGAUAGUGGCUCAAAAGGUUCACAGAGACUUGCUGGCUUCUGGUACGGGUGUUUUGGCAUGGAAAGUCAUCAAGCCUGUGCUUUUUUCAUGUGGAGUUGAAUCAUUGAGUGAUUUGGGGCAUAAUUUGCAGCGAAUUCCUACUUUGCAGAAGCUCAUUUUCAUGGAAGGAAAGGUGAAUGCCUUUAUACAUUGUUUUGUUGGUGUAAGGAGAAUCACCACCUUAUAUGAAUUGAAUUCAGAGGUAUGCAAGAGUGAAGGACUUGACAACUUUGAAGACCUUACGUUGGGACCUCUACUGCAGAACCCUUUGGUGCGAGAUUAUUUUUCAGUUGCUUCUGAUGUAAUGGAAUUUCCCAAGAUAACAUCUCAGGAUAUAAUUAGUCAUCUAUCUGAUUUCAUGAAUAUUUGUAAGGAUGAUGACAUCCAGGUCAAGGGUUUUCUGGCAUUCCUUGCAAGGAAGUUAGCAUUUAAAGAUCCAGCAAAGCUAUGCAUACGCAUUGAGAGUUUGGGGAUGCAUCUCAAGUAUAUUCGGGAAGCCAAGAGUCUUGAGCAGGCUCCACUUCAGAUUCUUGUGGAGACUGCGCGUCUGACCAAUGUCCAAACAAAGGAGCAACCUUACAACAUUCGUGCUAAACAAGGAAAAGAGGAUGUGCCACAUAAUACUGCAAUACAGUCACAGAUGCACUCACUGGACAAACGGUUCAAUGUUAUGUCAAAGCGUAUGAAGUCAUUUUUUUCUGGGUGCAAAGAUUCUAAGCCUAAUCACAUCCGUUUUAUUUCAUCAAGUUCAGAUGGAGAGGAUGUUCAUGAUGAAGAAGAUGAUACAGGUGAUGACAAUUCAAAAAGAGCAAAUGGCAACUCAAUCCAAAAGAAAAGGGAAGAGAAGUCAUGUGGGGUCCCUUUGAGUACGUGCCCCUACCCUUCAGCUGCAGAGGAGAUGAUAAGGCUUGGGAUGGAAACGAGUACACAUGUAACUGGAUCUUCUGCUAACGGUUUAAGUGGCAACAUAAGUAAGAAAUCUUCUAAGAGGAAGCGAAAAGUGGACAAAGAAGCUUCAAUGUUGGAUUCUUCUCAGAAAUGUUUGAAGACUGAGAACAAUGAGAAGGGUUUUGGUGAUCCAAAACAUGCCCAAUAUGAAGCACUACAUGUAGAUUCCAAAGAAACAGAGAGAGAUCAACACACUGUGGAUACUGUUUCCCAUUUCUAUAGAUCAUCAAGAGGCAAAUUUCAGGUGGAAAUAUGUAGUUUUGAGCUUCCAAGAAAAUCUCUUGAAGCGUUCGUUUCUUUUUGGAAGGAGACUUGUCAGGAGCACUCUGUAACUGAGGUUUUCGAAAGGAUGAUGCUUUCCUAUAAAGAUUUGGUGAACUCUAAAAAGCUGAUGAAGUUGUUAUUGCAGAUCUUUUCAUCCAACCCUUUUCUUGGUUUACUCAACAUCGCUGUGAUUUCCAUUAAAUCUGGAAUGUGGGAUAGCCUUUAUGGGGCCUUUCAAGACAUGGAUGAUCAGUUUAUGAAACCAAACUCUGCUCAGGUUGCAGAAGUAAUACAUGUGGGGCCCUCAAAAAAGGUUCCAAUCUUGGGCAAGAACUGCUCUUCUAAUUUGGGUAAUGGGCUCGAUGUUAAUGAUAUCAUCGAAAAAGUUUCUGAAUUUUACAAGAGUGGUUGUGCUAUGGUUGGAGAAAAAAAGCUGUCCCUGGAAAGGCCAUUCGAAUCAUUGAAGAAGUUUCUAGAUUGUGAGAAAUGGUUGGCUGAGCAGUUUUCAGUUGAGAGUUUUGGUUGUUUGGGGUAUGGGAGCUUUUUUGAGUUCUUAUAUAAACAUCACUCCUUGCUUCCUUUUGAACUCUCUCGAGAUUUGGCAGCGGAAACAGUUGGUAAGUUCCCCAUUACAGUUUUUAUGUUCCAUAGUCAGGUUCGAGAGCUACUGUUACAAGCUCAAUUCGAGUUGGGGAAUGCCAGUACAGUGACCAAGGAUCAAAUUGUUACCCUACUCCAGAGACAGUUUCCUUUGGUCAGCUUUGAAGUAGCUGGGACAGACCUGGAAGAUGAUUUUAUAUGGAAACAUAACACUUGUUCUUCAUCCAGGCGUGUUUUAUACUCUGUCACAUUGCUUAGGCCUAGGUAUAAUGGGGAUCCUUUGCUGCUUAAUGGGGGCCCGUUGCCUGAAAGUGCUGGGAGUCUAACUGAAUCGGGCCAAACCACAGGUUCUUUGGGUGUAGUGACUGGAAAUGAUGCCAUCAAGUGCUUACUAAAGGCACCGAUACUAUCAGAUCUUCAGGCAUGGUCUCAUUGGGACCUUGUAUUCGCACCUACACUUGGUCCCUUAUUGGAUUGGUUGUUAAGUGGAGUCAGUGAGGAGCUAUUUUCCAUUGUGUCAAAGGAUGGAAAAUUAAUUCGGAUUGAUCAUCUUGCAACGGUUGAUGGUUUCUUGGAAGCUGUACUUCAAGGAUCUGCUCGGAGAACAGCAGCACAGUUAUUAUCAGUAUUUGCUUUAUAUGGAGGGAUAAAUCGAUCUCCUGUUUCCCUUUUAAAAUGCUAUGCACGUCAAGGAAUCCAAGUCAUGGUGAAAAAUUAUAUUGAUUCCUUGAAGGUCACAAAUAAUGGGAAGCUUUCAUCCACAAUAGGUGAAGCUUUCAUUGGACAGAAAAUAUUAAAUAUUGAUUCUGCAAAUUCUCUUUCGCCUGAUUCUCCUGGUUCUAGCUUGGAAGGAUCUGUUAUUGCAGCUAAGUUUAUUCUGGAAUGUCUUAUUUAUUUACCUCCAGAGUUUUGCAGCUCUGCUGCAGAUAUUCUUCUCUCUGGGUUGAGGUUCACAGCUACGAAUGCCCCUGCAACCAUUUUGCAUGAGUGCAUUGAAAAUUAUCAAAUUGAUCAACGUGUGAUGCUUCAUGAUAUUGGUUUUUCACUAGGCAUAUUGGAAUGGAUUGAUGACUACCACAUAUUUUCUUCCUGUUUCGAUACUUGGAAAGAAAAUAAUACCGAGUCUCCCACUGCGACAGGGGUGAACACAAGUAGUUCUAUAGUUGUCUUUCCUGCUGAUGGCAAGGUUAGUUUGAACCCUGAGGCUCAUAUUGCUCAUUUAAAGGGACAAUGUGAUGCUUCUACCAAUCAUGAUUGCAUACGCAAUGUUUCUACUCAUACUUGGGUUGAAAAUUUGAAAGAUAAUUCUCUUGCUUCCAUGCAUAAAGACAAGGAUGUCCAUGAUGCAGCCCAGUUUAUUGAGGCCAUUAGACGAGAAGAAUUUGGAUUGGAUGCAACUCUUGAUCAGGCUAAUAGUAGCUUACUAGAAAAGCAGCAUGCCCGACUUGGACGAGCAUUGCAGUGUCUCUCGCGAGAGUUAUAUUCCCAAGAUUCACAUUUUCUGCUUGAGCUGGUUCAGAAUGCGGAUGACAACAUGUAUCCGGAAAAUGUGGAUCCCACUUUGGUCUUCAUUUUUCAGCCUACUAAUAUUGUUGUUUUAAAUAACGAGCGGGGCUUUUCUGCUCAAAAUAUUAAAGCACUUUGUGAUAUUGGAAGUUCGACAAAGAAAGGCUUUGGUGCUGGAUAUAUUGGGCAAAAAGGCAUUGGAUUCAAAUCAGUAUUUCGGGUUACAAAUGCCCCAGAGAUUCAUUCGAAUGGAUUUCAUGUUAAGUUUGAUAUCAGUAAAGGUCAGAUUGGUUUUGUUCUGCCAACUAAUAUUCCUCCUUGUGACAUGAAAAUUUUCAACAAGCAUGUAACUAAUGGGGAUGAUCAACUAGAUACUGCCAGCUGGAACACGUGCAUUGUGCUUCCUUUCAAAUCAAAACCUGAAGAAGGAAUUCCUUUGGACUCAUUGAUGUCCAUGUUUUCAGAUCUCCAUCCAUCUUUGUUGCUAUUUCUUCAUCGCCUUCGGUGUAUUAUAUUCAGGAAUUUGCUUAACGAUUCUAUCACUAUCUUGCGAAGAGAGAGUGUUGGUAAUGGGAUCAUUCGGGUUUCACAUGGCAACCAGCGAACAGAUUGGCUGGUGGUUAGUCAAGAACUGAAGCCACACAUUGCUCGUACUGGCGUACAAUCUACAGAAAUUGCCUUGGCCUUCACGCUGCAAGAAUCUCCUGAUGAAGGUUAUACCCCACAUCUAGAAUUGCAACCUGUUUUUGCUUAUCUUCCGUUGAGGACUUACGGGCUGAAGUUUAUUCUUCAAGGUGACUUUAUUCUUCCUUCUUCUAGAGAGGAAGUCGAUGGAGAUAGUGCAUGGAAUCAAUGGUUGUUGUCAGAGUUCCCAACUUUAUUUGUCAAUGCUGAAAGAUGCUUCUGUGCACUUCCGUGUUUCCAAGGGAGUUCGGAAAAAGCCGUUACUGCUUACUUUAGUUUUGUUCCAAUGCCAGGUGAAGUGCAUGGGUUUUUUUCGCAACUUCCUCAAAUGAUUAUUUCUAAGUUACGUGCAUCAAAUUGCUUGCUUUUGGAUAGGAAGAAUGCUGAAUGGGUUCCUCCCUGUAAGGUCUUGAAAGGUUGGGAUGAGCAAGUGCGCUGCCUUAUACCUGAAAGCCUGCUUUUCAGUCAUCUCGGCCUUGGUUAUUUGCAUCAGGAACUUUUCUUAUCAGAUCCUUUAGCAAAUGCUUUAGGGGUUCAGAGCUAUGGGCCAAAAAUUUUAUUUGAACUCAUGGUGUCAUUAUGUCGCUCCCAUGAAUGUAUCAAGUCAAUGGGAUUGGACUGGUUGAUCUCAUGGCUUGUUGCUUUCCAUGCUUCCUUGUCCAUCCCUUGUACCAUAGGUCAAAGUUCUUUUAAUGGAAAAGCAGAAUCUCAAUAUAUAUGUGCUCUUGGAAAAAUUCCGUUCAUUCCUCUUUCAGAUGGAUCAUAUAGCUCACUGGAGGAAGGAUCAAUAUGGAUGCCUUGCAGGGCCUUCAGUGAUGGGCUUCAUGAUGAACCUCUCUAUGAAGAGUUUCCUUAUUUAUAUGCUGAGCUUCGUACAGUGAAUCCACGCCUUAUUUCUAGUCGGACACUAGAUAGUAGAAGUAUGGAAGAAAACCAAACAAAUGUCGUUAUUUCGAUGCUUCGAAGGAUUGGAGUCCAACGAUUGUCAGCACAUGAAGUUGUCAGAUCACAUAUCUUGAAGGCCAUACCUUAUUAUGGCAUCAUGUCCAAGGACAAGUGCUUGAUGGCAGAAUAUCUGGCCUUCACAAUGCUCCAUCUUCAGUCUAACUGUGAGAGUUGUCACAUUGAGAAGGCCGAAAUGAUUUCAGAACUUCAGAAUAAAGCCAUUGUUCUCACAAGUAAUGGUUAUAAAUGCCCUGGCAAGGAAUCGAUACACUUCACUGAAGAGUUUGGUAGUCAUGUUGAUAUAAAGAAAAUAAUUGAAGAUACUGGUGUCUUGUGGAAUGAAAUUGACAACAUCUAUCUGAAUUAUCCUGCCAUGGAUACUUCAUCUUCUAAUCUUGUGAAGUGGAGGAAUUUCUUUGUGGAACUGGGUGUAACUGACUUUGUGCAGAUAAUUCAAGUUGAUAGGGAAAUUGUAAGUGAUUUUGGUUCCAGUGGGAAUAAUAGUAUUUUUGAUGGAAACCAUAGUUCAUCACGUUGCAUUGUGAAGGAUUGGGAGGCGCCCGAAUUGGUCAACUUAUUAACUGCUUUGUCGUCGUGUCAAAAGCAUGACAAGUGUGAAUACCUAUUGAAAGUUCUUGACGACCUUUGGGAUGACUACUUCAGCACGAAAGUGGCAAGAUAUGGCCCUUUCCACCCCAUUGAUAAUGGAAAACCCUGUCAGCUGUCAUUUAUCAAAUGUAUGCAUCAGUUUAAGUGGGUAGUAUCUACUAUGGACAAAGAACUUCACUAUCCUAAAGAUCUUUUCUAUGAUUGUGAGAUAGUCCGAUCUAUAUUGGGGCCAUUUGCUCCAUAUGUAGUUCCCCAGGUGAAAAGUAAAAAGUUUUUGGAUGUCAUUGGAUUUAAGACCCGUGUUACGCUUGAUGCUGCUCUUGCAGUUCUUCAGUCAUGGAGAUCAUCCAAAACUCCCUUCAGGGCCAGCAUAAAGCAGAUGUCCCGAUUUUACUCCUUCAUUUGGGACGAGAUGACUAGCACAAAGACGAAGAUUGAGGCAUUAAAUUCUGGGGCCUGUAUAUUUGUACCAUUUGCAAAAGUUGCUGAUGUCGAGCAACUUGUACCAGGUGUGUUUUUGUCAACCAGUGAGGUGUAUUGGAGUGACCAAACUGGUUGUGUUGAUCGAACAAGAGAGAUUCUACUUCACCACGCCAAGAUAGAUGAUGAUAAAUGUAACUCAGUUUAUACCUUGAUUCAUUUCUAUGGUAGUAGUCUUCAUGAUUUUUUUGUGGACGGCUGUGGGGUACGUGAGGUUCCUCGUUUUGGUUGUUAUCUUCAGCUAUUGCUACAAUUAUCAAGAACUGCACCACCUUCUCAGUCCGCAAAUGUUGUCUCCCAAGUAUUUCUAAAGUUGGCUGACGAUAUUCAAUCUGGAUUAGUGGAGUCCCAGGAAAUUUCACACUUCAAAGACUGCCUUUGUAAGACAGAUUUUACCAUAUUGCCGACUAUACUAGAUAGAUGGGUUUCUCUACACCAAGAUUUUGGCGUCAUUUGUUGGUGUGAUGAUGAAGAAUUACGAAAGCAAUUCAAGAGUGCUAGUAACCUUGACUUCGUGCAUUUUGGUGGUCUUGAUGAGGGAAAGGGAACAUUUCAAGUGAAGCUUGCAGCUUUAAUGGGAACCAUUGGGGUCCCUGUUCUUUCAGAGGUAGUAUCUCGUGAGGCAAAAUUUUACGGUGUUUCAGAAUGUGAAGAGAAAGCUUUACUGGUGAACUGGAUUAUUCCUUACGUCCAGAGGUAUAUUUAUGAACUGCAUCCUGAGACCUAUCUGCAUUUGAAGAUUUCCAUAUUUGAGAGCUUGAAUCAACUGCAAGUUAUCGGAGUUGAAAAACUAUUUUACAAGCGGAUGGUGAAAAGCUGUUAUAUUGCCUCGAGGAAUCGAUAUCAGUGCAGCUGCUUAUUAGAGGGAACCACCUUAUACCUCACUCAAGAUGCCAACAACCACUCUAUUUUCCUGGAGCUAUCUCGCGUUUUCUUUGGUGGGCGAACGGACCUUCACCUUGCAAACUUCCUUCACAUGAUAGCGACCAUGUCUGAAUGGGAUUCAGCUGAAGAGCAGAUAGAAUCUUUCAUUAUCAAGAAUCAGAAGGUCCCAAAGCUCCCAAGUGAAGAAGUUGUUUGGGUCACCCCACAACUAUCACGCCCAAAGACAUCUUCCCCAUUAUCUGGCUUGCCGCCCAUCAUGGAUGAGUGCCCCUCAAACUCAAAACCAAAACCGGGCAUCACUUCCUGUUGGCCCCCAGCUGAUUGGAAAGCCGCUUCGAAAAUCCACAAGAAGAGAAAACAUGUUAGAUGGGCUCAUGUCAAGCCUCUUGGUGAGUCUCUGGAUGAUUCUAUCGAACAAGAUGAGAACGCUUUUGCUGAAGAUCCAAUGGUCGAUGCCAUCCCGAUUGAGAUCGAUGACGAUUUUAUGGUGGAAGAUGAUUCUGCUGCCUCAACAGCUCUAGCCUUGGAGCAUCCAAACUCUCCAAAAGAUGAAAUCCCAUCAAAUGAAACUUCGGAGGAAGAAACUCCAUUAAAAGAAGCUCAUAAUGAGCCUAAUGACAAAGAAAGCACUUCCUAUGGGGAACACAUCGAUGGUUCAGCCUCCACUUUGGCUCCACGAGAGCAGCUUCGAGUGGGUACCCCCAACAAGCGUCAACAGCUGUUAACAGGCAGACUGGGUGAAGUCAUAGCAUACACGUACUUUAUUAAGAAAUAUGGUUCAGGAGCAGUUAAAUGGGUGAACCAGGGGAAUGAGUCUGGUUUGCCUUAUGAUGUGGUUGUAACACUAGGAGAAACAGGCAAUAAGGAGUACAUAGAAGUGAAGUCCACCAGUUCUAGGAGGAAAGACUUCUUUGAGAUAUCCGUUAAAGAGUGGAAUUUUGCAAUGGAAAAGCGUGAUUCUUAUAGCAUCGCCCAUGUGGUUGUGGCUCCUAAUAGACAAGAUACAGUUACUGUUUUGAAGAACCCUUUGAAGUUGUGUCAACUAGGUAAGCUGAAGCUCGCUAUUUUAAUGCAUCUGUAACAGAAGCAGCCAUAAUUUUCAACAUAAAUCAUGUCAAUUUUCCAGUGUCAUCUGAUGCUUGGUUUAGGUAAAUUUGAAUUCUCUUCAAAUGUGCUUAAUGGGAAAGAUUAUUAUACCAAACAAAUAUGGUUAUACAUUAGUGGAGCAUCUUUUUCGUCACUUCCUCAUUGGAGACUGUCCUUCGGAAUACUGAAUAACAUAUUUUCCAUUGAAUUAUGGUACAUUCUCCCUUGUGGCACUCAUCUCAAGUCCUUCCACAUGACUGAAGGGGAUGAUGGAGCAAGUACCCAAGCAAUCUCAAACACAAAUUCCAGCUGCCUGUGUUAUUUUUGCCCAUUUCUUUUUCUUCUCUUAAAAGAUAAAGAGGGAGAGGGAGAGCGAGAUAGAGAAGAGAGGGAUCUGAGUAUCGGUAGAUUGUUGAUUGCCACAUAAAGCCAAUUAUUAGUCUCGUGAAGACAUGCAGGUUACUACCAGACGGACAAUGGGCAUGAGAGCGUGAGAAGGGGAUACUUGUGAAACAACAAUAUUGAGCUACUUAUUUUCCCGGCCGUGUUCGAGGCAGAUGCAUGGCAGGUUGGUUUUGUAUUCUAAAAAUAUAUUGUGGACUAUGGACAUUGCGAGAGUGUAAGGGGAUGCUGGUGUUAAAACAACAUGAGCUAAUUAUUUUUCCGGCUUUGUUCAAGGCAGAUGCAUUGCAGGUUGCUUUUGUAUGCUAAAACUGAAUUUUGGCCAAGAUGUGAAUUAAAUUUUUUAUUUAAUCAAUUCCUUCUUCUAUUUAUUGAUUA